AUCUAUGUAUACAUAUAUAUAUAUAUAUGUAUGUAAUGUAGAUAUUGUAUGCUUUCAUGCCUUCAGUAUAGAAAUGCUGCUAAGCUGCAAAAAUGGUGGAUGAGCAGGAAGUACAGCAGCUUGAGUUGCUGUGCAAACAAUUGUACGAGUCUCAAGAUUCAGCACAUCGUGCUGAAGCUGAAAAAGCACUUGUUGGUUUUCAAAAUGCACCAGACACACUCACUAAAUGUCAAUUAUUAUUGGAAAGAGGGGAUUCUGCUUAUGCCCAAUUACUGGCUGCUACAACAUUAACUAAAUUGGUAUCAAGAUCUGCUCAGGGUUUGAGUUUGCAGCAAAGACUUGACAUCAGGAAUUAUGUAUUAAAUUAUUUGGCAACGAGGCCAAAAUUACCGAAUUUUGUGAUACAAGCACUAGUGACAUUAUUUGCAAGAAUAUCAAAAUUGGGAUGGUUUGAUUCUGAUAAAGAUGAAUAUGUAUUUAGAAAUGUUGUUGGAGAUAUUUCAAAAUUUCUUCAGGGAUCUGUGGAGCAUUGUAUGAUAGGAGUACAAUUACUAUCUCAAUUGACCUGUGAGAUGAACCAAAUUUCUGAAGCAGAUGCCAACAGAUCGCUAACGAAGCACAGAAAAAUAGCCGGUAGUUUUCGUGACAUCCAAUUAUUUGAAAUAUUUCGAUUAUCAUGUUCCCUGCUCGGCACCGCGAGAGAAAAUUGUAAAAAUUUAAAUUUUAAUGAUGAAUCACAGCAUGGACUAAUGACGCAGUUGUUACGCCUUGCUCGUAAUUGUUUAACAUUUGACUUUAUUGGAACGUCAACGGACGAAAGUUCUGACGAUUUGUGUACAGUACAAAUCCCAACAAGUUGGAGACCAGCAUUCCUCGAUUUCACGACAUUAAAACUUUAUUUUGACUUGUAUCACAGUCUCCCUAAUACAUUGUCAUCAUUAGCAUUAUCGUGUCUAGUUCAAUUAGCUUCAGUAAGACGCAGCUUAUUUUCAAACACCGAGAGAGCUAAAUUUUUAACUCACUUAGUAAACGGUGUCAAGCACAUACUGCAAAAUCCUCAAGGCUUAAGUGAUCCUGGUAAUUACCAUGAGUUUUGUCGUUUAUUGGCCCGACUUAAAAGCAAUUAUCAGCUGGGUGAAUUGGUAAUGGUUGAAAAUUAUCCUGAGGCAAUUCAAUUAAUUGCUAAAUUCACAGUUCAGAGUUUGCAAAUGUGGCAAUUCGCUCCAAACAGCGUACACUAUUUACUGAGUCUGUGGCAACGUAUGGUCGCCUCGGUGCCAUAUGUAAAAGCGACCGAGCCCCAUCUGCUGGAAACGUACACACCGGAAGUAUCAAAUGCAUACAUAACAUCACGCCUUGAAUCAGUGGCUGUCGUAGUACGCGAAGGCUUAGAAGAUCCUCUUGAUGAUCUUGGUAUGGUACAGCAACAACUCGAGCAAUUGUCUGUGAUUGGUAGAUGCGAGUACCAAAAAACUUGCACGUUACUGGUCCAGUUGUUCGAUCAAGCGGCCCGGGCAUACCAAGAACUUUUAGCACAAACGGGAAACAACAACCCGACUCAUCAAAUUGAAAUAACAAUCCAGGAAGGCCAAUUAACGUGGCUUGUGUACAUUAUUGGCAGUGCGAUUGGUGGCCGUGUGUCAUUCAACAGCAAUGAAGAACACGACGCCAUGGACGGCGAGCUCGUCUGCAGGGUAUUGCAGCUGAUGAAUCUCACGGAUUCCGGUUUGUCUCAGGGCGGAUGUGAAAAACUCGAGCUUGCUAUGCUGAGUUUUUUUGAACAGUUUCGGAAAAUUUACGUCGGUGAUCAGAUACAAAAAAAUUCGAAAGUCUAUCGCAGACUGUCUGAAGUAUUGGGUCUGAGUGAUGAGGCCAUGGUACUCAGUGUUUUCAUUCGUAAAAUUAUUACGAAUUUAAAAUACUGGGGACGUAGAGAACAAAUUAUUUCAAGGACACUUCAAUUACUAACUGAUUUAUCUGUAGGGUACAGUUGUGUUCGUAAACUUGUAAAACUUGAAGAAGUACAAUUCAUGUUAAAUAAUCACACUAGUGAACAUUUUCCAUUCCUGGGUAACAAUGUAGCAGUAACGGAAAUGCGUUGCAGGUCAAUGUUCUACACAUCAUUGGGCAGAUUAUUGAUGGUAGAUUUGGGUGAGGAUGAGGAGAGAUUUCACACAUUCAUGUUACCCCUCACAGCUGCUCUCGAGAGUCUGGGUCAGUUAAUGGGCGCAGCUAAUACCCCAGUAUUUGCAGCAGAGGAAGCUAAAAAAGCUUUGAUAGGAAUAGCACGUGACCUACGUGGUCUUGCGUAUGCGUUUAAUACAAAGCCAUCUUACAUGAUGUUGUUUGACUGGAUAUAUCCAAAUUACACACCCAUUUUAUUGCACGCCAUUGAAUUAUGGCACCAUGAGCCGCAAGUUACGACGCCCGUAUUAAAAUUAUUUGCCGAAUUGGUACAAAAUCGUAGCCAACGGCUUCAAUUUGACGUAUCGUCGCCUAAUGGGAUACUAUUAUUCCGGGAAGCUAGUAAAGUAAUAUGUAGUUACGGCAAUCAUAUAUUAAAUGUCGAAGUACCCAAGGAUCAAAUUUACCCGCUUAAACUUAAGGGAAUAAGUAUUUGCUUUAGUAUGUUAAAAGCCGCGCUAUGUGGGAGCUACGUUAAUUUUGGUGUCUUUCGGCUGUAUGGAGACGAAGCAUUAGACAACGCACUAAAUACAUUUGUCAAAUUACUGCUCAGUAUACCUCAAAGUGACCUAUUAGACUAUCCAAAAUUAUCAGCAACGUACUACGUGUUACUGGAGUGUUUGGCCCAAGACCACAUGGCUUUUCUGUCAACCCUAGAGCCCCGAGUUUUUCUGUACAUCCUAUCGAGUAUCAGCGAAGGCCUAACGGCACUAGGUGCGCUUAAAGACUCCUAUACAGACACCAUGGUCUGUACGGGCUGUUGUGCGACGUUGGAUCAUAUUGUUACAUAUUUAUUUAAGCAGCUUUCACAAAAAGCUGGAGUCUAUCCAGGUAAAAAAAAUGCUGCAGUAACAGCCGGCGGUGAAUUAUUUUUACAAGUACUCAAACAACAUCCUGAAAUAUUGCAACAAAUACUGAGCACUGUUUUAAAUGUGAUAAUGUUUGAGGAUUGUAGAAAUCAAUGGAGUAUGUCAAGACCACUUUUAGGUCUCAUAUUACUUAACGAAGAGUAUUUCGGUCAAUUGCGUGAAAAUAUAAUAAGAAGUCAGCCAGUAGAUAAACAAGCGGCAAUGGCGCAGUGGUUUGAAAACUUAAUGGACGGUAUCGAACCAAAUUUGUUAACAAAAAAUAGAGAUAGGUUUACUCAAAAUUUAUCAAUGUUCAGGAGAGAUAUCAAUGAUUCCCUUAAAGGUCCGAAUAUGUCUGCCAAUUCAACCAACGAUAUGAUGACUUCGUAGUGUUAUUAAACAAAAAAAUGAUAAAGAAAAAGAAACUAUGAAUUCAUUGUACCUUGAUUUAAAUAAUAUGACAUUGCCUGCCGAUAAAUGAAUCAAAUGCACGUAUGUGUGUAUGUGAAUGUACGAGUGAUUAAGAAAGAAAGAAAUGAUUAAAGAAAAAAAAAGUUUUUGAAUAAAAAAAAGAAAUAAUAAUUAACAAGUGAAAUUUAUUAAAUUUAAUUAAUCAAUCACAUUAUUUUUUUUUCUAAUUUAGCCACAGAGUGAAGCG
Messenger RNA from Microplitis demolitor, 3690 nucleotides. RefSeq names its product exportin-7 (gene Ranbp16). Gene Ontology annotation, cellular component: nuclear pore; cytoplasm. The record is from RefSeq and is a predicted model, not a curated record. Gene Ontology annotation, biological process: protein export from nucleus. The transcript is spliced from 14 exons. Bases 93 to 3422 code for a protein of 1109 amino acids. Lineage: Eukaryota; Metazoa; Arthropoda; Insecta; Hymenoptera; Braconidae. Gene Ontology annotation, molecular function: nuclear export signal receptor activity; small GTPase binding.